UAAAGUCGUAAAAACAGAACCUGUCGCUUUACGAUAGCAUUUCCGGGGCUACGGCCAAAAAUUUUUUGACCUUGCCGGCUGAAGUUUAUGAGCCGAAAUAAUGUUGUCAACAUUAGCUGCUAGGAAAUUGGCGUCAAAAGCCCUUGCUAGUGUGAGGCUGAUUUCUGUAACACCACAGCGACAUAGUGCUCUGGUCCCUGGUCAGGAAGCCACCAUUGAGAAAGCUCCAUACCAGGAUGACUAUCCAAGCUCAGCCAACAUCCCGCUCACGCUGGAGGAGAAAGUCGUGUACUGGAAAAGGGCUAACGAUGUUUUCUUCGGUCCAGACCGUGAUACCAAGAAUUUCCCACACCCAGAAUAUAAGGAGAAAAUAACGGAAGAGUACAACUUUGGCGUUAUACCAACACGUUGGUUCAAGGCACUGUAUCCACAGCUUGGAGUCUCUGGUUGUUACACGUUGGUCUGGGGAUCUAUACUGUUUGGUAUUAGCAAGGAAUAUAUCGUCUUGGACCACGAAUUCUAUGAGUUUCUGAUUGUGAUAGGCUUUGUUAACUGGGUUCGAUUUAAGUAUGGAGAUAAGAUCAGUGCUUAUCUCGUAGCAAAACAAGCGUUGCGCAGGAAGGAGUUGUAUGAGGAGCCAUUAGAGAAUGCGACAUCUGGUUAUAAAACUGAAGUUGCCGAACUUAAAGAGGAGAUUGCUAGACAAGAUGCCAUUCCUGUCAUUUUCCAGGCAAAACAGGAACAAAUUGAUCUUCAGCUGGAAGCUGAAUACCGACAGAGAUUGGCCGAGGUCCAUGAUACAGUCAGACGAAGACUGGAAUACCAGGCAGAUAUGGAGCAUGCACAGCGUUCUUUCGAACAGGAUCACAUGGUGAACUGGAUCGUGAACAACGUGAAGAAAUCAAUCACUCCUCAGCAGGAGAAAGAAAGUAUCGCAAACUGUAUCAAGACCUUGAAGAACAUGUCUGCUACUGCAGCUCUAUAAACAUAGGGAACAUAGAGAUUUUGUCAUACUGUUAUGAAACAUUCAGGAUGUAGUGCUGAGUUUACAUAAAUCGUAUAUUUAUAGGUCUGAUGUUAGAUGCCUAAAAAGUUUUAUUGAUAAAAAUAGAAAGAAAAGAAACUGACUGUUUUUACUGAGUGGAUAAAAUUUGAAAUAUUUGAGGAAAUUUAUUCCUUAAAUGUAUUGGUUGACAAAAAGUAAAAUUUAACAUGUU
Mercenaria mercenaria is the source of this 1217-nucleotide messenger RNA. RefSeq names its product ATP synthase subunit b, mitochondrial-like. NCBI's taxonomy places the organism in Eukaryota, Metazoa, Mollusca, Bivalvia, Venerida, Veneridae. The transcript has 7 exons. Gene Ontology annotation, molecular function: proton transmembrane transporter activity. Gene Ontology annotation, biological process: proton motive force-driven ATP synthesis. The record is from RefSeq and is a predicted model, not a curated record. The coding region runs from base 101 to 985 and encodes 294 amino acids.